Molecule: messenger RNA, 1362 nt
Organism: Adineta ricciae
Lineage: Eukaryota; Metazoa; Rotifera; Eurotatoria; Adinetida; Adinetidae
Source: the annotation of a GenBank genome assembly
AUGUCAUCUUAUCUAAGUAACACAAAGAAAUUCAAAUUGUCAAUGCCAACGAUCGGUGAACUCCAUGAGGUUUAUUCGAAUGAUCCAAAUGGUCUUUCGCAGACGAUCAAUUCGAUUUAUGACCGAAUUGAAAAUGAAGGUUUAAAACCUAUUUGGAUUUCGAUUGUUCCACGAGAAAAAGCUUUGCAACGAGUUGAAGAAUUAUUAUCAAUUUGUCAAGAUGAUCGCGGUGCCUAUCCAUUAUUUGGAAUUCCAUUUGCAGUCAAAGAUAAUAUUGAUGUAAUUGAUUUGAAGACAACAGCGGCAUGUUCAUCAUUUGCUGAUGAGAAAGCAACAAAAAGUGCAUUUGUUGUUUGUAAACUUGAAGAAGCAGGUGCAAUUGUGAUUGGAAAAACCAAUAUGGAUCAAUUUGCAACAGGUUUAGUUGGAACUCGUUCACCAUUUGGAAUUUGUUCAAGUGUUUUUGAUAAAAAUUUCAUCUCAGGCGGUUCAAGUUCAGGUUCAGCAGUUAGUGUUGGUAAUGGUUUAGUGACAUUUGCAUUGGGAACAGAUACAGCUGGAUCAGGUCGAGUUCCAGCAAUGUUCAAUAAUGUUAUUGGAAUGAAACCAACACGUGGUUUAUUAAGUUGUUCCGGUGUUGUUCCAGCAUGUCGAAUUCCAACUGCACCUCGAACGUUUACAAUUGAUCAAAUUCAACAAUCGCCAAUUGAACAUAAUACUCAACUCGGCUUUUAUACAAAUUUUGUAAAUUUACUUGAUUUAACAGCAAUUGCAUUACCUGCUGGUCUUCGUCAAGAUCAUUUACCUUUUGGUGUCACUUUUAUUUCUCAUUCUUUCACUGAUCAAGCACUUCUUCUUCUUGCUGAUCGACUUCAUCGUUGUCUUUCAACAUUUAUUGGUUAUUCAACUACACAUCUGUUAUCUAAUACACAAAAAUUAUCAAUGAAAGAAAAUGAUGAACAAUGGAAUUGUUUUCUCAUUGGUGUUGUUGGUGCUCAUCUCUCCGAUUUACCAUUGAAUUAUCAACUCAUCGAAAGAAAUGCAAGAUUCGUUCGCAAAUGUCGAACUCAUCAAGAAUAUCGUCUUUAUGCACUUUCAAAUACGAAUCCGUGUAAACCGGGAUUGAUUCGAGUCACUGGAAGUCGAGGACCGGGAAUUGAAAUCGAAAUUUGGGCAAUUCCAAAUGAACAUUUGGCAAGUUUUGUCAAUUUAAUUCCAUCACCACUUACGAUUGGAAAUAUUCUUCUUGAUGAUGGGCAAUCGGUGAAAGGUUUUCUUGUAGAACCAUCUGGUACCGAGACGGCAAAAGAUAUCACUCAGUUUGGAGGAUGGAAAGCUUAUCUUAACGCUUCAGAAGGAUAA